GUGAUGGUGUCAGUUUGACGUUUCAAACGAUUCUGGUUUCUUUUUCACGGAUACUCAUCUCUGAAGAGACACGUUGAGGAAGAACUUACAAAAUGCAGAUCUUCGUCAAGACCCUCACGGGCAAGACCAUCACCCUCGAGGUCGAGCCAUCGGACACGAUCGAAAAUGUUAAGGCCAAGAUCCAGGAUAAGGAAGGUAUUCCCCCGGAUCAGCAGCGUUUGAUCUUCGCUGGCAAGCAGCUGGAGGAUGGUCGCACUCUGUCCGACUACAAUAUCCAGAAGGAGUCUACACUCCAUCUGGUGUUGCGUCUUCGGGGUGGUAUCAUCGAACCUUCGCUGCGUAUUCUGGCCCAGAAGUACAACUGCGACAAGAUGAUUUGCCGCAAGUGUUACGCCCGGCUGCACCCGAGAGCGACCAAUUGCCGCAAGAAGAAGUGUGGACACACCAACAAUCUGCGCCCCAAGAAGAAGCUGAAGUAGAUUGGAUGUUGCCGUGUUGGAAUGGGAGGAAGUGUUCGGAGUGGAUUUCCGAAUUUGUGUUGGAAUAUGUUCGAAGAAGGAAAACAGUUCGUCAAGUUGCAAGUAAGAAAUAAAACGAAACGUUCCUGAAAAUAUGAAUAA
Sabethes cyaneus is the source of this 620-nucleotide messenger RNA. It is a transcript of the gene RpL40, whose product is annotated as ubiquitin-60S ribosomal protein L40. The record is from RefSeq and is a predicted model, not a curated record. Gene Ontology annotation, molecular function: structural constituent of ribosome; protein tag activity; ubiquitin protein ligase binding. The transcript is spliced from 2 exons. The coding region runs from base 93 to 479 and encodes 128 amino acids. Gene Ontology annotation, biological process: protein ubiquitination; modification-dependent protein catabolic process; translation. Lineage: Eukaryota; Metazoa; Arthropoda; Insecta; Diptera; Culicidae. Gene Ontology annotation, cellular component: ribosome; nucleus; cytoplasm.